GCUUCAGUAAUAGUUUUUUUUUUUUUUUACUUUAUUUUUUUAAGAAAUCGAGGCUCAGUUGUUAUUGUUCGAAAUCUUAACCUUCGUAUAUGAUAAGGAAAGAAAAAGAGAUGAAAGAUGUCUGAUGCAUUCGAAGAGAUUCAGGCGAUAAAGAUAAAGCGAAACAGUCUGAGAGAAAAAUUACAAAAACGUAAACGAGAGAGACACGAAUUAUUUACCCUUACUUCGACCCCACCAGCUACAGAAUCAUCUGCGAUUGACACGACUAACAACAAAUCUGAACCAAUUGAAUACGAACAAGAUGUCUUGCGAAUUUUGCACCAGUGCAUCUCCAGUCUGCCAAUCACAUCGACUGAUCUCACAGAUCAGCUCAGAAAAGCCCUCAGUAUUGACAUAUCAUUUUCAGAUAUCAACAAGCUCUUGGAAAAAUUAUCUGCGCAGGACGUUAUCAGGAUCAAGGAGAUUACGGAGAACGAUGUUGUCGGAUAUACAAUUCUGUCUAUUGCGGAAUCAAAUUCCCAGGCAGAGUUGUUACAUGCUGAAUCUAUUUUUGAAGAUGAAAUACGGGGGGCUUCACUGCCUGACUCAGUCGAGGAGGAAAGUCCACCCGAAAAACAGGCAAAGCUUGAUAAGAAAAAUACUGAGGACAUCAUGUCGCUGAUAUCUAUGCCCACAAUAAGAGAAAAGGAGAGUAAAAAAGUCGGGGAACAGAUACUGGACCUUUUGUCAAAACAAACAUCGAAGGAGAAAUCAUUGGCCGAACGUUUCAGGUCUCAGGGCGGUGCCCAAGUUAUGGAAUUUUGCCCACAUGGUACUCGUACAGAUUGCUCCAAGCUCAAUGCUAACAGUCAGCCAGGGUCUGGGCAGGCGUUCAAUGAGAAGUGCAAGAAAUUGCAUUUCAAGAAAAUACUUCAAAGCCAUACAGAUGAAAGCUUGGGAGACUGCAGCUUCUUGAAUACUUGCUUCCACAUGGACACUUGCAAGUACGUUCACUACGAAGUUGACGGUCCCACUGCGCAACCUAAGGACCAGGGAGAAGUGGAUGCAAUGACUUGCGGAAAUACGUCUAGAACAACUGCUCUAGAUCCGAAACCAGUGAGCAACAAUAACGGCUCAACGGGAGCAUCAGACUUGACGCUGUAUCCACCUCAGUGGAUCCAGUGCGAUUUGAGAUAUCUGGAUAUGACGGUGUUGGGAAAGUUUGCAGUAAUAAUGGCGGACCCUCCUUGGGAUAUCCAUAUGGAGCUCCCCUACGGCACAAUGUCGGAUGACGAAAUGCGGCAGCUCGGAAUCCCUGCACUGCAAGACGAGGGUCUCCUUUUUCUUUGGGUGACCGGACGUGCCAUGGAAUUAGGCAGAGAAUGCCUCCAGUUAUGGGGCUACGACAGAGUGGACGAGAUUAUUUGGGUCAAAACUAAUCAACUUCAGCGUAUUAUAAGAACUGGGAGAACAGGUCACUGGCUCAAUCAUGGAAAAGAGCACUGCCUGGUUGGCAUGAAGGGAUUCCCUAGGGUAAACAGAGGUCUGGACAGCGACGUUAUCGUGGCUGAAGUAAGGGCGACCAGUCAUAAACCCGACGAAAUUUAUGGGAUUAUAGAAAGAAUGAGUCCAGGGACCAGGAAGAUCGAGUUAUUCGGAAGACCGCACAACGUUCAACCGAACUGGAUCACUCUGGGAAAUCAGGUCGACGGUGUGCGAUUGAUUGACCCGCAACUGAUAAAAGCUUUUAAGAAACGGUAUCCCGACGGGAAUUCGAUGAAGCCGAGCAAAUCUUAGUGAUAUUUAAUAUUCUGUAUAUUUAGAUCCAAAUUUUCAACGUCACAAUCUUGAGAAUCUUGACAGCGGGCGGAUGAGAUAGGUAUUAUAAAUUGACCAAAUAUUUUAUGAUUUUUAAGUUUGAAAAUAGUAAUUUCAAAAAUUCAGACGUCCUGGAGUGAAAGAGUAAAAAAAUUUUUUAAUAAAAAAAAUACUAACAAUUAUUGGUUCGUUCUAUUUUUUAAUAAAUGCCACUACAAUAAUACAGUAGGUACGAUAUUUGUACUUGCUUUUUUCUGUCACUUUUUCUUCAAAUACAUAAAUCAUUAUUAUAAAAGUUGUUCCCAAAUUAGUAAUAUCAAUAUCUAUUUACAACAAAGUUGAUAAAUUACUGAUCUUCACCAGUAUUUGAAAAGAGACAGAGUGUCUAAAUACCAAGGAUAUGCCACAGCUGUAAAUUAUUUCUGAAAUUUCAAACGGAUAAAAAAGAAUCAAGAAACAUUUGCAGGUUUAUUCUAUAGCUGCAGAUUUUAGAGGGCAGAAUUAUAGAAUAAGCCACUUGGAUCACCCUUUCCUAUUGACGUGAUUCUUCAAGCAUUCAUUCACUCAAAUUUAAUUUUCAUUGAGCGAAGAGAACCUUUCGUUGUUUUUUAUUCCUAGAGAAAAUUCCGAAGUAAUUCAGAGAAUUCGGCUCAUCGGUAUUAAAACACCCUGCAAGCUUCGCUGGUGUUGAGUAAAACGUGCGUCUUAUCGUCGCCUAAAAGAUCUCUCGUCGAAUUU
Diprion similis is the source of this 2535-nucleotide messenger RNA. It is a transcript of the gene Mettl3, whose product is annotated as N6-adenosine-methyltransferase subunit METTL3. Bases 118 to 1776 code for a protein of 552 amino acids. NCBI's taxonomy places the organism in Eukaryota, Metazoa, Arthropoda, Insecta, Hymenoptera, Diprionidae. The record is from RefSeq and is a predicted model, not a curated record. Gene Ontology annotation, cellular component: nucleus; RNA N6-methyladenosine methyltransferase complex. Gene Ontology annotation, molecular function: mRNA (2'-O-methyladenosine-N6-)-methyltransferase activity; mRNA m(6)A methyltransferase activity. The transcript has 4 exons.